Oryza sativa Japonica Group (Japanese rice) is the source of this 863-nucleotide messenger RNA. Lineage: Eukaryota; Viridiplantae; Streptophyta; Magnoliopsida; Poales; Poaceae. The record is from RefSeq and is a predicted model, not a curated record.
AUUUCUUGUUGAUUGCAGGAUCAAAUCAACUAGCACGCUCACGAACCUAAAAGGCAAGAUUUUGGACCUGCAUUGGAGUUAAGCAGAUCUCCCAGGCCUCGUGUUUUUACAUCAACACAUGGCUAGAGCGUGCAAGGACCGAGGAGGGGUGGCAUGUCUACUUCUUAUCGACGUCGACCAAUAUAUGGCGCCGUAAGCCGGUGCGCCUCGCCCCUGAUCACGAGCUCCAUGACUGCUUCUGGGAGGUGUCGUCGAUACUAUCCUACCGAGGUAGGUUCUGGUGGGUGGACCUACGUCGCGGUUUGCUAUCCUGUUCCUACGAUUCUCUCUUGCUAGAAGACGACGAUCCGCUAGACCUCGAUUUCACACUGCUCCCGAACGUCGCCAUGGAGGAGGCCAAGAAGGGCCAUCUAUCCGAGUAUCCGCUGAACCGAGACCGGUGCGUUGGUGUCAGCAGCAACGGCCUUAGGUAUGUCAAGGUGCGCGCACACAGGCAACAGCACUGCCCGAGCAAAUCGCCGGUAGCACCCCCGCCUCUCUGCGACGAUUGUCGGGCCGGCCCUGUCACGUCCUCGGUCCUGUACGACCACAGCGGUGCAUGGGCAGAGGAGCGCAUGCUCAAGCUUGCAGAUGUCUGGAGGGACGAGAGCUACCGAUCCACGGGUCUACCGAAGGAGGUGGUGGAGUUCCCUCUCAUUGACCCGUUCGAUGGUAACAUCGUCUACUUCUGUAUCAAUGAAGGCAAAGAUGGCGACGGCCGCGAGUUCUGCGUCCAUCUAGGGACCAAGCAGAUCAAGGCCUACAGCAGCAGCUACAAGGGCUUGAACAACGGAGCCUUGGAGCCUUGUUCACAGCGAGUUUGA